Messenger RNA from Neodiprion virginianus, 924 nucleotides. RefSeq names its product 2-oxo-4-hydroxy-4-carboxy-5-ureidoimidazoline decarboxylase-like. Gene Ontology annotation, biological process: allantoin metabolic process. Lineage: Eukaryota; Metazoa; Arthropoda; Insecta; Hymenoptera; Diprionidae. The coding region runs from base 311 to 844 and encodes 177 amino acids. Gene Ontology annotation, molecular function: carboxy-lyase activity. The transcript is spliced from 4 exons. The record is from RefSeq and is a predicted model, not a curated record.
CGAAUAUACCGAUACGCCGCAGGUGAACGUGUCGCUAUACGUGUGUACAUGUGUACAAUGUCACACGUUUGUCAAAUGUUACGCAACAUUCUCGAUACGAAGAUGCGAUAACGGACGAAUUCCAGUAGACGGUGUAAACAAGUGUAUGAGAGUGAACCUUUUUACUCGUUCGACGCGAAGAAUCAUGCGAUAGCGACUGUUUAACUUGCAUUUACAAAACGAUAAAAAAUCAAAAAUCAACGCGCCUAUUUUGACGAGCCUUUAAUUUCAACGAAACAAAUUUGUAGAAUAACUCAGCUUGUUUAGAAUAAUGUCACCCAACGGGAUAUUGAGUAUACUUGAAGUUAAUGCUCUACCCACGGAACAGUUUGAAUGGCUUUUUGGAAACGUGAUCGAACACUGUCCAGAGGCGGCUGGAUGGGUGGCAACAAAACGGCCGUUUCUUUCGACGGAAUCGUUGCGAAAUGCCUUCGAUGAUUAUUUGGACAAGCUGAAGAACCACGAGAAGGAAAACGUACUGAUCAAGCAUCCAGAUUUGGCGGGUAAAUUGGCCGAGGAGGGAAAAUUGACCACCGAGUCACAGAACGAGCAAAAGUGUGCAGGACUCGACGAGAUGACGCGAGAAGAAAAACAAACGUUAGCGAAUCUCAAUGCCAUGUACAAAGAAAAAUUUCACUUUCCAUUUGUCAUAUGUGCCCGGGAAAAUAAAGUGGCAGCGAUUCUGAGCGGCAUAGAAAAUCGUUUGAACAAUUCUCCCGAGACGGAACUUGAGGUCGGGAUUCAAGAAGUCAAAAAGAUAUGCAGGAUUCGCCUGCUAGACGUCGUCUGGUCGGAUGCUCGAUAAAUUUGUUAAAGUAAUUUGUUCACUUGUCUCAUACACAUGGACAAUUUUUACUUUUUCUGCUCGGAGAUAACAUGCGGAUU